CCUCGCUCUGUGACUGGCAUUAUCGAGAGUGUUCUCUGUCUAAUUGAGGGGUGGUCGAUUCUGUACCCUAACACUUCCUAAGGAGAGACCAGGGACCCCUGGUUCUUCCCUCUCCUGCCCCUCGGGCUUCCAGGGCCUGCCCAGGUGGCUGCGCGCACAGCGCUGGGGAAGGACCCUGAGCCGCGGCCCCGCUCACGGGCAGCACAGUUUCUGGUGCGGGGAGGACCUUGUCGCCGUGGCUUUGUCACGCAAGGAAGGGGUCCACUGCCCUGUGUUGGCCAAGCCGGGGCAGACAGAAGAGGAAGUGGGGCAGGGGCGUGGAGAACACCGAGCCCAGCGGCUCCCCGGGGCCGCUCACACAUGAAAACUUCCUGCGGUGAGAACGGAAGCCCCGGUGCUGCCCCCGCCGCGCCCGCUGCCAGAGCGGGGGCCGGAGGGAAGCCAUGGACCGGCCCCGGGCCCCAGUCCUGCUGUCGGCGCUGCUGACGUUCUGCAUCACUGCUGGGACUCCUGAGGUGUGGGUGCAGGUGCACCGGGAGGCCGCCGCGGCCCCGACCUUCACCGUCCGCUGCGGAUUCCUGGGCUCUGGCUCCAUCUCCCUGGUGACUGUGAGCUCGGGGGGGCCUGAUGGGGCCGGAGGGACUAGGCUGGCCGUUUUGCACCCAGAAUUCGGCAUCCAGCAGUGGUCCCCGGUCCGCCGGGCCCACUGGGAGACCAAAACCAGCAUCUCCCUCGCUGUGGAAGGCUGUGAGGGGAGAAGCUCCGGCGCUAACACCACCUUCUGCUGCAAGUUUGUUUCCUUUCCCGAGGGCUCCCAGGAGGCCUGCGGGAGCCUCUUCCUCAGCACAGACCAAGGGCUCCCUGCCCCGACGCCAGCUCCCAUGCUGCGGGCGGACCUGGCCGGGAUCUUUGGGGUGUCGGGGCUCCUCCUCUUUGGCUGUGUCUACCUCCUCCACCUCCUGCAUCGGCAGAGGCACUGGUCUGUCAGCAAGGCCCAGCCGCCCCUCGCCAGCCCCCAGCCACAGGCGCGAGCAAGGGCGGCCGGUCAAGUCCCCCUGGUCUCUCUGCGCGCGCCCUGCACCGCCGUCCCCGCCAGCCGCUACUGCCCGGCCACUCUGGACCUGGUGCUCCCGCGCCAGCCGCCGGCCCGCUGGGCACCCCUGCCCGCCUCGACUCGCAACAGCUUCGUCUCCGUGGAGAACGGACUUUAUGCUCCGGCCGGAGAGAGGCCUUUCCAAGCUGGCCCCAACCUCGUCCCUUUCCCGGACUCUCUGGGGCACAGGGCCGCGGAGGGGCAUUUAGGAGUUCGAUGAGAGGGACCCCAAGCCCGCUUGGGCCUCCUCUCCUCUCCGACCUCUGGGACCCCCUUGUGGGGUCUGUGUCCCGGGGGCGUAUCGUCUUUGCACAUCUGGUUUUAGUCUCAGGCCUGCAGAAGUGUCUCCACACGCGCCCGGCCCAGGCCCCCUCGCUGCGGAUGUGGUCAGCAUGUGUGCACGUGUGGGUACGUGUGGGCACAUGUGUAUCUACGUGAGGUGACAAAAAUCCCAUCCCAGGUCGUUUCCUGUUUUCAAGUCCCCAGCACUCACAGGUGAUGAGGAUAACUAAGUGAAAAAAAAAAAAAAAAAAGUGGUUUCUGA
Messenger RNA from Mustela erminea (ermine), 1637 nucleotides. RefSeq names its product PVR related immunoglobulin domain containing (gene PVRIG). The record is from RefSeq and is a predicted model, not a curated record. Gene Ontology annotation, molecular function: signaling receptor activity. The transcript has 5 exons. Gene Ontology annotation, cellular component: plasma membrane. The coding region runs from base 444 to 1313 and encodes 289 amino acids. Gene Ontology annotation, biological process: negative regulation of T cell receptor signaling pathway. NCBI's taxonomy places the organism in Eukaryota, Metazoa, Chordata, Mammalia, Carnivora, Mustelidae.